CUUCUGCCGCGCGCGUUUCUUAAUAUGGCGAGCGGUCCCAGAUUCACUCCGUUUGGUAUCACCGAUAUCCUAAAAACUCAAGGCCAGGAAGGCAAUUCCAGCGUUGAGGCACAUGGUAAACUCGCAGAGAGGUCGUAUACAUCGACACCGGGGGAUCUGAACGAGCUUCAUCACCAAGAUACACAACCAGAAUGCGGUGACGAAUGCAGAAUGAAACCUCUUGAACAUGAGAAGAGUAAGAUUGAAGAAUCGGACGAAUUUGAGUCGGAGAGAGUCACAGAGAACGAAAAAAAUACGAAGAAACCAUCGAAUGGAAACUUUGCCUCGCCUUUGCACAAGAAACGGAGAGUUUUAUUCACACAGGCCCAGGUCUACGAACUCGAGAAGGCCUUCCGACGGCAGAGGUACCUUUCGGCGCCAGAACGCGAGGAGCUGGCACGAGUGUUGGACAUGACUCCAACACAAAUCAAGAUAUGGUUUCAGAAUCACAGAUACAAGUACAAAAAACAGCAAAGAAACUUGGAAAACUACAAUGCCAUGACUCAACAAAGGGCCUUUAUGACGCCUAUGCAAAGAGAUGCCUAUCUUAGCUACAUGUGGACUCUGCCACAAGCCGCGCAUGCGCAGAAUUAUGGCUAUUAUUCCACCGCACAGCAUCACGGGUAUCCUCGAUACAGCGUCUUAUGAUACACUGGC
This is a messenger RNA of Dendronephthya gigantea, 696 nucleotides long. RefSeq names its product homeobox protein Nkx-2.2-like. NCBI's taxonomy places the organism in Eukaryota, Metazoa, Cnidaria, Anthozoa, Malacalcyonacea, Nephtheidae. Bases 25 to 687 code for a protein of 220 amino acids. The transcript has 2 exons. Gene Ontology annotation, molecular function: DNA-binding transcription factor activity, RNA polymerase II-specific; RNA polymerase II cis-regulatory region sequence-specific DNA binding. Gene Ontology annotation, biological process: cell differentiation; regulation of transcription by RNA polymerase II. The record is from RefSeq and is a predicted model, not a curated record. Gene Ontology annotation, cellular component: nucleus.